CCCCCGCUUUCAUAUUAACCGGAACUCCUUAGCGGUUAAUUUUUAAACACACCUCUGCACAGUGGUUUUUAAGUUGUUAAAAACACGUUCUGUUCGGCGGAAAUUUACCACAAAACGCUGAUAGAAUGACCCUCACGUCAAAGACUCCAUGUUUCAAAUCCAAGUUUAUCACUGCUGAGCUGGCUUCUCUGUUCAGCCAGUCAGACAGUGAGGAGGAGUUUGAAGGUUUCAGGGAGGACGAGGACGAGGAAGAGGAAGAGGAGGAGAGGGGGUUGUGUAACAAAUGGCUGAAGAACAAGAUGGUGGAUUCAGAAGAUAGCGAUGGGGACACAGGCUUCUACUCUGAAGGCGAGGAUGCUUCCCCACCAAAGAGGAGGAGUCUUUUAGUAGCACUGAGGUUUCCUAUAAAGAGAUUGUCUACUCCGAAGCAAGAACCAAAGGAGAAAAAUGUCAGGAAGCCGGUUAAAGUCAGUCCUCCAUCACAGAGAGCCAGUGAAAGGCAGAGGAUGAAACUGAAGCAACACAAAGAGGCAGAGCAGAAGGAUGAGGAGAAACAGGAGGAGAAACAGGAGGAGGAAGAGAAUGACAAAGAGGAGGUUCUCUCUCAGAGUCUAACAAAACGAGACAAGAACAUUCAGGAGAACAAGGCCAUGCUGGCUAAGCUGUUUGCUGAUCUGAGCACCAUGGCUGACCUUGCUCUGCCCACAACCCCUCAAAAGAGGAAGAAGAAGCAAGUGUCGGAGAAGACGACACCCCGGAAACGCAAGUUUGAGCCAGAGAUGGGGUCCGAGAGGAGGAACCCGUCUCGCAAGGCUCGCCCGCCUGAGAACUUUGCAGUAGAGGAAAAAAGUGAACCACUCACUCACAGAAGUCCCAGGACUGUAGACCUCAGACGACUGGUGGAGGUGGACGAGGAACAUGUUGGUGACGGGCAGAAAAAAAGGAAAAGCUUCGGUUUGAGGAAGAGCCAGUAUGUGGUGCGGUCUGUGGACGAUAUCACAGAAGAAGACCUGGACAACAUAGCAUAUCGCAGCAAAGACAAGAUCUGGGACAAAGAGAACGGCAGCUCGUGUCACCAGUGCAGACAGAAAACUUUGGACACAAAGACGGUGUGUCGCAGUGGUUUCUGUGUGGGGGCCAAAGGUCAGUUCUGUGGGCCGUGCUUGAAGAACCGUUAUGGAGAGGAUGUUCGCACCGUGCUGCUUGACCCGACAUGGUCCUGUCCAAUCUGCAGAGAGAUGUGUAACUGCAGCCUGUGUCGCAAGAAGGAGGGCCGCUGUGCUACUGGCAUCCUGGUUGGAUUGGCCCGCUACAAUGGGCAUGACAACGUCCACAAGUAUUUGGAGAGUAUUCAGAAGGAGCUGCUUUAAAGUCCAGAGUAUCGGCCAGAGAAGAGAAACCUGCUCGUCCAGCUGUUUCCCCAAGGACGUUGUCAUUUUAAUGCACAUGUUUAGGUUUAGAUCAACCCUUUAUCUAAUCAGUAAAAUUAAUCGACAAGAUUUUUGUUUUGUUUUAUAAGUGUCUCCUUUUAGGCUUCUUGUACUGUUGAUAAGAUUUAUAUAACCUCAUUUACAGUUGCAUGAGAUGCAGGGAAGUUUCAGUUGUUUUAGGGUGUUGGGUUGUAUAUUAUCUUUGGGAUAUUUCUGCUCUUGUUGUCCACAGGAACACAUGGUUAAGUCUUUUGAACCAACUACUUCUACUUAAGUUCACUGUAAGUGUUAAUAAAGACUGCCAUUGUCUAAAUGA
Molecule: messenger RNA, 1746 nt
Organism: Solea solea (common sole)
Lineage: Eukaryota; Metazoa; Chordata; Actinopteri; Pleuronectiformes; Soleidae
Gene: cdca7b
Product: cell division cycle associated 7b
Exons: 10
Coding region: 126-1370 (414 amino acids)
Biological process (GO): regulation of DNA-templated transcription
Cellular component (GO): nucleus
Source: RefSeq, a predicted model, not a curated record